Messenger RNA from Argentina anserina (silverweed cinquefoil), 1239 nucleotides. RefSeq lists its product as uncharacterized. The coding region runs from base 99 to 596 and encodes 165 amino acids. NCBI's taxonomy places the organism in Eukaryota, Viridiplantae, Streptophyta, Magnoliopsida, Rosales, Rosaceae. The transcript has 7 exons. The record is from RefSeq and is a predicted model, not a curated record.
CCAUCACCUCAAGUAUAAAGUAGUUUAGUGUCUGUGCUUUACUGGCUUCUGGGUCUCACUGUUCUUCACGUUUCAGAGUGACUACCUUCAGCUUCACAAUGGCUCCAAGAAGACGUCCAAGUCGACCAUCCCAGGCUUCUCGUAUGGCUGCUGCCGUUGAGGCCAUGGUGGAAAUGGGUUUUGAGGCUAAACUGGUUCGUCAGAAAGUGAACCGGUUACUGAAAGAAGACCUUUACGGAGAAGAAGGGUGGAGAUUUAUAGAAGAGGCUUCUUACAGUGUACUAAUUGAUGCACUUGCGCCGGAUCAAACAAAUGGUGAUGAGAAUGAGAAUGCUUCACUGGAAAAGUCAAAAGGCAGAAAUUAUGCUGAAACUGAUGGACCCUCCUCUAGCAAGGUUGCUUCUCCAAAAAAAUCUAGCUGUGGAAAGGACACUGGAACUUCAGGAGCCGGACCAUUAAGCAAGGAGGUAUCACCUCAAACUGAUGCAAGAGGUGUUGAUACUGAAACUUCAGGAGCUGGACAUUCCAUAAGCAAGGUUAUAUAUAUUACCUUCAAUGUAAACAGUAUGUUAGCUUUUGUGACAUUGCUGGCUUAACUUGAUUAUAUUCUUAUCUUUCUAGGUUGCAUUUGUAGAAAACAAUCCGAGUGGUGGAAGUGUGGUGGAAACAUCAGAACCCCUGUCCUCCUCUUUAAGAAAGGUUAUUAUCUUGCCAUGCUCAAACGUUGAGGUUGUGAACAAUACAGUUAGGAGCAAGGAUGAUCUGGAUUCCUCAUCACAUAACAAACCUUUGGACUCUGCAUCACCCACUCAAUUGCCUGAUGCAAAUAACUUUCUGCUACUUACUGAAGGAGAUUCACAAGGCCAGCAAGGAACUCUUGUUGCUCACUCCGCACGACAACUGGAUACUUUUCUAACAAGGAGGCGGAGACCAUAUCAUGGUUGGGUUGGCCGCAAUGAUGAUGAUGAUUAUGAUUUUGUGAUUCAAGCACCCGCUCCAUUGUCAGAAGUGUUGCAGAAAGUGUUUAUUCUGAAUGUGGAUUCUGGUAAGAGAAAGCGCAAGAGAAGGUGGGAUGUGCAGCCUGAGGAUAUGUGAAGCUCACCUGAUCUGCUCUUUCAUCCUACCCAAGCUUUUAACAGUUCUACUGGAAUGUAAUCUUUGUAUAUAAAAUCUCAAACUUUGGUGACACAUUAACUAGGCCGUGGAUUAGCAGUCAGAUAUUCAGAUAUUUUGGUGGCA